This is a messenger RNA of Panicum virgatum (switchgrass), 1098 nucleotides long. RefSeq names its product PLAT domain-containing protein 3-like. Gene Ontology annotation, molecular function: protein binding. Lineage: Eukaryota; Viridiplantae; Streptophyta; Magnoliopsida; Poales; Poaceae. The transcript has 2 exons. The record is from RefSeq and is a predicted model, not a curated record. Bases 184 to 747 code for a protein of 187 amino acids.
AAGUGUCAACGUCCGGUGGGGUCGUCCUCCCUGCCCCCAUAUAGUGCCCCACCGGCCACCGGCGGGCGACCCGCGCCCCCACCACUCGCUCCGGUGCUGUGACCGUGUCUCUCCCCACCACCUGUCUCCCAGCCUCGUCAGAUUCCUCCGUUCCGAUCGAAGCCUCGAUAGCUACGCCCGGCCAUGGCAAAGCUCCCUCCCUGCCUACUCUUCGCCGCCGCCGUCUUCGCCGCCGCGGCGCACGCGGCGGCGGCGGGCGGCGCCGUGACGGGCGUGUCGGCGGCGGCGGCGUCGGACCCGGAGGACAAGUGCGUGUACACGGUGUACGUGCGCACGGGGUCCAUCUGGAAGGGCGGCACGGACUCCAAGAUCGGGGUGACGCUGCUGGGCGGCGACGGGUCGGGCAUCCGGAUCGCGGACCUGGAGCGGUGGGGCGGCCUCAUGGGCGCCGGCCACGACUACUACGAGCGCGGCAACCUGGACAUCUUCAGCGGCCGGGGCCCCUGCAUGCGCCAGGCCCCCUGCGCCAUGAACCUCACCUCCGACGGCACCGGCCCGCACCACGGCUGGUACUGCAACUACGUCGAGGUCACCGCCACGGGGCCCCACCUCGGGUGCGCGCAGCAGCUCUUCACCGUCGAGCAGUGGCUCGCCACCGACGCGUCGCCCUACCGCCUCUACUCCACCGUCGACAACUGCGGCGGGAAGAAGCGCCGGGAGGACGCCGAGGCCGCCGCCGCGAUGUGAACCGAAGCUCCAGCCUCCAUGGCUUCGAUCACCUGCGCCCCCUAUGUAAUUAUGUGAUCUCGCUGAUCGGAUUGCGCUUCUGCGAUGAGGUCACGGAUCGAUCUCUGUAGUAGUGCUUGCUAGUACGGGAGAAUAAAACCAGCCACCGUUUCUUCAGGCUCCCAUCGCUGCUGGGAGUUCGUGUUUGACUUUGAUGAGGUUGUUUGUAUGUCUGCGUCAGUUUAUUUGCCUUUGAUGCGGUCUCCUGCCACUUGGCAUUGGUUUCCCCCUCCGUGUCUAGCUAUGGUGAUUGUGAUUUUUUGGUCGUGUCGGCAGAAUCGAUCAAUGCAAGGAACCUUUGCCCUGUUACCC